Molecule: messenger RNA, 1047 nt
Organism: Arabis nemorensis
Lineage: Eukaryota; Viridiplantae; Streptophyta; Magnoliopsida; Brassicales; Brassicaceae
Source: the annotation of a GenBank genome assembly
AUGAACAUGAAAUCUUCUAGCGACGAUUCUUCUUCUUCUCCCUCUUACCCUCCUCCUCCUCUCACUUCAUCACCUCUCUACAUCGCGAGAAAAGCCAAAGAGAUUCUCGCAAGCCGUGACGUCACAGAACUCACCAACCUCGUCACGAAUCUCUGUUACGAAAAAGAAAACGACGAAUCUUCGAAGCUUCUCUACAAAUGCUUCACCAAACAUUUCCCCAAUCUCUUAGCCACAAAACUCCUCCAAGUCUACAGAUUCACGACUUCUCCGAGACCCAAGAUUCGAUCUUUUUCCCUCUCCCUCCUCGACUCGCUUCUCAUCGAUCUCGAAGAAUCACGCGUAGGUUUGAACACAAAGGCAUUGGGAGAUAUCAAAGAACAUCUAAACGCUUGCCUUGUCUCGCAAGAAACCUCUGAAGACGACUUCAAACUCCUCUCAAGAAUCAUUUCUCGUGUAGCUGUUGAUUCCUUCAUCGAAAACAUCCCUUGGCACGAGCUCUCUUCUUACAUCAUCUCCUUACACGAAGAAGACGACCACAAGAAAACUCUCUUGAUCUUCAGCGAGUUGCCAAUGGUUCUUGACGAAGACUUCUUGAUGCCGUUAUUGGAGAAUGAUCUUCACGUAAAGAUAUUAAAAGGGUUGUUGGAUCCAAGCUCUGACGAAGAAUGGUGUUUAGCUUUAGAAGCUGGUUUCAACAUGGCGCUUCAGCUUAUAAGUUUGCAGAGGAAAGAUUUGGUUUUUGAUAUGGUUUACGCGAUUGUGAAAUCGGUUUUGGAGAUGGCGAAUGUGAGGAAGAGAAAGAUUCUUGUGCGUAAAGGGCUUAUGAGGAUAGUGAGGAAAGUGCGUAGAGAAGCUUUGAGGUUUCGUGAGGCAGAGUAUGAAGUUGUGUCACGUUUUGCUUUGAUGAUGAUGAGAAUCGAUGGAGUUGGGAAAGUGACGGAAAUGGCUGCAAAAAUGAUUCAUCAUGUUCUUGACAGGUAUUACAUGGGAGGUGGUGGAUUGGAUUGGGGUUUUAUCCAAACCCAAACUGGUUUCAACUUUGCUUAA